AGACGAAUCAACCAGCCACAGUGGGAAUUACACAACCAUGGAGAGAACAAUCGACCAAGAACUCCGUAUGCGACAAGCUACGAUUGAUGACUUGGACGGCAUUACAAAACUUGCUAUUGAAGCAUUUCCUGAUGAUCCAGAACGAGAUUACCGAUUCCCAUAUCGACAUGAAUACCCUGAAGAUCAGUGGAAGUGGACCAGAGUCGAGUAUGAGGGAUUUUUGAAACAGCCUGAAAGCUAUGACAUUCUUGUCAUCGAGGCUGGGCAAAAGCUUGUCGCCCUGGGAAUCUGGGAUGUUUCUGGUCUCACUGGUGUCAAACCAACUAAUAACCCAGUCAAACCCGAUGUUUUGGGCGACAACGAGCGUCGUGAUGCGAAUCUCCCUCAUAUGCGAUAUUUCGCGUCGCGCGUAGAAGAAGUUUAUGACAUGCAUUUCAGUCAAUUCGGUAGCAGACAGCUUCACCUUGUUAAUCUUGCGACGCAUCGAGAUUAUCGAAGAAGAGGUUGCGGGGCUGUUCUUUGUAAGUAUGGAAUGGAAAAGGCAGAGCGUGAGGGAUUCGUUGCUACGGUAUUCGGGAGUCCAAUGGGAAUUAAGCUGUAUACGUCUGUUGGGUUCAAAGUUAUUGGAGCUGAGCCCAUGAUUAUGCCUGGUGAUGAGGAGGGAUUAACAACGACGGCAUUAGUUUGGGAUAAUUAGUAAUUGAGUUGAGGCUCAUCGGGCGUCAAGAUUUCUGCAG
Messenger RNA from Fusarium oxysporum Fo47, 737 nucleotides. Its product is annotated as acyl-CoA N-acyltransferase. Lineage: Eukaryota; Fungi; Ascomycota; Sordariomycetes; Hypocreales; Nectriaceae. Gene Ontology annotation, molecular function: acyltransferase activity, transferring groups other than amino-acyl groups. The record is from RefSeq and is a predicted model, not a curated record. The transcript has 2 exons. The coding region runs from base 38 to 697 and encodes 219 amino acids.